AUGUCUCUUUCAUAUCCCGUUCUCCUCUCCAAGUUUUCUGAGCUGUUUCACUUGGGAGGUAAAUACCCACCAGCCCUUGUUUCCGGCCUCGUUAUAUUUUUGAUAUCUUUUUAUAUCGUUGGAGUUUUCACUUCUUUGAGAUCAAGUUUGGCACUUGAUCCUUGGGCUCUCUAUCAUUUGAAUCUUAACAAGAUAUCACUAUACCCUUUGGUUCACUCAUCCUUCCUCCACCUUUUCUUCAACAUUUUUGCUUUGAUCUCUCCACUGUCGUUAUAUGAAAGAUCGAAUGGUACAGUUCAUACAGGAGUGGUCCUCAACGUUUUGGCAGUUGUUACUGCAUUGCCUUACUGUGUUUUAGGAAUGGUAUUUUUCCCCAAAGUUAGUGUAGUAGGAGCAUCUGCUUGGUGCUUUUCAUUCUUUGGUUAUUAUUCUUAUUUGCAGAGUCUCAGUUAUCCCACUUUCAAAGUACAAGAUUAUGAGAUUCCUACCAUCGCAACACCGUUUAUAUUACUGGUGGCGUCAGCUCUGAUCUUCCCAGGAUCAAGCUUCAUUGGACACCUCUUAGGGCUACUUUCUGGUUUCGCACUUGCUAAGGGUUAUCUGAAACCCCUUAUUGAACCUUCUUCUAAGGUGAUUUCGUGGCUCGAAGAGAGAUUAGAGAAGUAUAUUGAUAUGAUCCCACUAGUUGACUAUUAUAAGGAAAAGAAUGUACAACGGCAAUUCGUUAAUUUGAAUGAAGACAUCGAGACACAAGGUAACAUUUUAGGAACUAUUUGA
Messenger RNA from Komagataella phaffii GS115, 777 nucleotides. Its product is annotated as putative rhomboid protease, has similarity to eukaryotic rhomboid proteases including Pcp1p. Gene Ontology annotation, molecular function: serine-type endopeptidase activity. Lineage: Eukaryota; Fungi; Ascomycota; Pichiomycetes; Pichiales; Pichiaceae. The transcript has a single exon. Gene Ontology annotation, cellular component: membrane. The record is from RefSeq and is a predicted model, not a curated record. Bases 1 to 777 code for a protein of 258 amino acids.